Lycium barbarum (goji berry) is the source of this 810-nucleotide messenger RNA. RefSeq lists its product as uncharacterized. Lineage: Eukaryota; Viridiplantae; Streptophyta; Magnoliopsida; Solanales; Solanaceae. The record is from RefSeq and is a predicted model, not a curated record. The coding region runs from base 1 to 810 and encodes 269 amino acids. The transcript is spliced from 2 exons.
AUGGAGGAUGUUAUCAAAGUGAAGGAAUUACAGUUUGAAUUGAAACCUUCCAGUCUAAAUAGGGAAGCAUUAUACAAAGCCCAAGCAGAUCUGAAUAGGUAUUUACACUUAGAGAAAGAAUACCAGAAGCAGAAAUAUGGAAUGAGGUGGUUCAAGGAUGGUGAUAGAAAUACUAAAUUCUUUCAAAAUUAUGUCAAAGGAAGAAGAAAGAAGCUGGAGGCAGUGUCCUUUUAUCAAAACCAGUUCAGACAUGAAGGUACUUCUGAUGACUAUGAAAUGUUACAGAAAAUUCCUAAGCUGAUCACUGAUGGACAAAAUGAGGAGUUGACAGCUUUACCUAGUAAUGAAGAGGUUAAGCUAGUAGUUUUUGGAUUAAAUGGCGGGGGGUUACAGAUCUCUUAUACUACCAUCGAUCGACAGAGCGGAACGGUCGCCACUUCUCCCAGGACCGGAAUGAUUAUCCGUGAUAGGACUAGUGGUCCAGUUUCAGGACACUUUUUUCAAACCUGUUGGCAUAUCAUAAGUGAAAAUGUGACUAAUAUGGUGAGGGAUUUCUUUUGUGGGCAGGAAUUGCCAAGGUUUAUAACUCAUACAAAUCUUGUGCUCAUACCAAAGAAAGAAGUUAUUAACACUUUUACUGAUAUGAGGUCUAUUAGUCUAAGUACAUUUGCAAACAAAAUUAUUUCUAGAGUGUUGCAUGAAAGAAUUAUUCCACUGUUGCCUGGCAUUAUCUCUAACACUCAGAUUGGUUUUGUUAAAGGAAGAAGCAUAGUAGAGAAUGUUUUACUAGCACAAGAAAUUACACAUUAA